CCGCACUAGAUUGCCGACAUGCGGUAUUCUCUGUAUAAUAGGAUAAUGGGAACUCUGUCGAGGGUCUGGAUUCUUCUUGCAACAGUACCUAUUGACUGAACGUGGGAACUUGCCAAUCAGCGCGCGAAAUCCAAUCGGACAAGUCCCAUCUUCCAAAAGGCAACAUGGCCCAGCCACAAUCUAGUCACGACUUCACGAUACUCGACGCUAGCAUCGCCGAGCUACAGAAUGCACUCUCAAUGGGAUGGCUUACUAGCGUUGACUUGGUUUCACGCUAUCUGCGACGUAUCAGUGUCUAUGAUGCCAACGGACCAAAGCUCAGUGCGAUUCCUAUUCUCAAUCAAUCCGUUUUUGAUGAAGCUGCCGCAUCAGAUGCUAGACGUGCCGCAGGGCUAUUGCCACGACCACUAGAAGGCAUCCCCUAUUUGGUUAAAGACAACAUCAAAGUCAAAGGCAUGACAGUUGCCAACGGGUCACCAGCCUUCGAGAAAUUGAUUGCAAAUGAAGACGCGGCAUGCGUGGAGAUUCUCCGGAAUGCUGGCGCAGUCCUUCUCGGGCGCACAAACAUGCCCGCCAUGGCAUAUGGUGGUAUGCAGCGCGGAGUCUGGGGACGUGCUGAGAGUCCUUAUAACGGCAAUUACCUUGCAGCAGCGUACGCCUCGGGCUCGUCGAAUGGCUCUGCUGUCGCCACAGCGGCAAACUUCUGCGCAUUCUCUCUGGGAACCGAGACUGUCUCGUCUGGACGGUCACCUGCAUCGAAUAAUGCCAUCGUUGCAUACACGCCUUCUAAGGGGCUGCUCCCACUUCGGGGUGUAUUUCCUCUCUACCCAACCUGCGAUGUAUUGGUCCCUCAUACCAGGACCGUCGAGGAUUUAUUCCAUGUGCUCGACGUCCUGGGUGUUUUGGAUCCGGCACCAGCGGGCGAUUUCUACAAUGAACAAAUGUUUGUCAAACUUCCUACGAUUAACACUAUUCGUCCUGGUUCGUUUACAACCCUGAAGGAUAAUUCUUCCUUGAAGGGCAGACGCAUUGGUGUACCUUCAAUGUACAUUGGAGGGGCCGAUGCCUCUCUUCUACCUGUCAGCAAAGUGAACACACGACCGUCUAUCAUCAAGCUCUGGCAAAAAGCAAGAAAGGUACUGGAGGCGUGCGGCGCUGAAGUGGUAGAAACCGACUUCCCUCUAGUGACAUCUUAUGAAUCCAAUGCGGCCUCUGGUAAGUUGGUUACGGUUGCUGAUCUCCCGGAAGGCUGGCCAGCCAAAGAACGAUGCGAGGUUGUCUCUCAUGCGUGGGAUGACUUUGUUGUUUCGAAUGGCCAGAAGUCUCUUCCAUCUCUAACGGUUGUCGAUCCCUCUACAAUCUUUCCCUUGGCCCCGGGCUCCCUCCUCGGUACCCCAGAGGCAGCCAACAAGCCACGAUGGGGCGAGAUUGUAGCAUAUCCGCAUACCAAGCCAUCUUCCAUUUUCGAAAUUCCAGGAAUGGAGCAGGCGAUCCAUGCUCUUGAACAUGCUCGAAAGGCAACUUUCGAAGACUGGCUGGACAAACUCGGCCUCGAUGCUGUAGUAUUCCCUGCAAACGGCGAUGUGGGCGCAUCGAAUGCCGAUAAGGAUGAGGAAGCCUCACGUUUUGCUUGGAGUAAUGGCGUCAAAUACUCCAAUGGCAAUCGGCCAAUCCGUCACCUCGGCGUUCCAACGAUUUCAGUUCCAAUGGGUGUGAUGGAGGAUACGCAAAUGCCAGUGAAUCUCACCUUUGCGGGCAAGGCAUAUGAGGACAUCGACUUGCUACGAUAUGGAUAUGCCUUUGAGAUGGGUUCUAAGUCCCGGGUCCAGCCGCCCGAUGUGCCGAGUUUGUCUUCGGAUCGUGUUUCGGUCAGCAGUGCGUCCAAUACCCCGGUGGAACUCGAAGUGGAAGGGCAGGUCAAAGAGGUUGUCGACUCGAUGGUGCUUGUUCAAAUCCAAGGGUCCGUUCGUGUACCUGGCGAUAGCCCCGUCCACUUGACAUGCUACGUGAAUGGAGAGCCAUGUACUACCAUCGUGGAGAAUGGUAAGUGGUCUCUCAAGACAUCAUACCCAAUUUCUGAGCGGGAUAGACCUUGGGAAAUGUGGAAGAGUCCAGCGCUCAGUCAGACAAUUGUUGUCAUUACUGCACACACGGGCACAUGUGCUACCGCGGGACAGUUGAUUCUCUUGUAAUUUAUCCGACGGCAAAACUGCUGCCUCAAGAAGUUGUCCCGGAGUACAGAUGAGCUCCGACGCAGCUUCUUUUAUUCACAAACUAGUUGUUUUUUGAGUAUCCAGAAGCUCGGCUAUGUGAAUUUUCUUUGGGGUAAUAGAUUCUCCGAUUUCGUUGGUAAUAUACCCGCCUACUCAGAUAAUACAUAUUGUCGGCUUAUCGAGAACGGGAU
Penicillium brasilianum is the source of this 2404-nucleotide messenger RNA. Lineage: Eukaryota; Fungi; Ascomycota; Eurotiomycetes; Eurotiales; Aspergillaceae. The record is from the annotation of a GenBank genome assembly.